AUGUACGAAGGGAUUGACAACCUGAAAUCCCUUUACGACCGUGCCGGGAAGACUUUCUCCGGCGGUCCUUCUGCAGCACAGGAUGUGCCGCGUCGUACUGCUCAACCAGACCCAGUACGUCGAUCAUCAGUUGGGAGCGGGGCUCCCAAGAAUCCCAGGACGGGAGAUAGCCGUGCCAUCGGACGAGAUAACUCGUCCGACGUCCGUUCACGUCGCGGUGGUUCAACAGCUGCCCAACUAGAUAGCGCUGGCCACCGCGAGAGUCAUCUAAUGGAGGUGGAGGAGGAGGAAAGACGCUCUCCACACGAUCAUGAGGAUCCGUGUGUUCCCGAGAGCUUCUUUGAUCGCGUAACGCAAGGGUUACGCAACGAUCUCGAACAUGAGCGGAAUAGGCGUCUCCAAAUGGCGGACACUGUCUCGGAGCAUCGAGCUGAGUUUGCCUUUGCUCAGCUUGAGAACGAGAGAGCUCUGACACCUCUUCGUGACGAGCUAAGGGUAGCUCUUGGGAUUGUUGAUCGGUCUCGGGAUGAGAUAGCUGCUCUUUAG
Molecule: messenger RNA, 546 nt
Organism: Peronospora matthiolae
Lineage: Eukaryota; Oomycota; Peronosporomycetes; Peronosporales; Peronosporaceae
Source: the annotation of a GenBank genome assembly